UGACGUUGACUGGCCCAAAUGGCCACUAGCUUGAGUCGACGGUCUGAGACCACCACAAACAUAGACUUGCACAAUUCACUUCUCAAGACUCUCUCCAUGUCCCAGCAUUGGCAAGUCAUUGCGCCCGCGCGCAAAGAAACCACUGGCGUCCUGGGCGACUUGGCCGACGCUCUCCUUAUGGGCAGCGCAGCGGGUCUGGUUCCACUUCUGGCAGUCCCACUGAAUGCCCACCGUGAACACAUCGAUGGACUGCUCCCGGGCGAAAAUGCCGAAGAUAACGAGGAUGACGAUUUCGAGUGCUCGAAGCUUACUCGAAGCGACGGUGUCUCCCUGAACCACUCCAGCAAAGCCGCGCGAAUCGAGCAGCACAACGCAACCGAAGUCAGUCUGACGAGUUCGAAAUCCCUGUUUAACUUGCCCUCGGAGAUUCAUCACCGCAUCUUCAACUUCCUCGAUGUCGUGGAAGACGUUCUGCGACUAAGUCUGACAAAUCGAUACUUUUGGGCGGUCGGACUCGCCCAUAUUGAGGAGCAUAUCAUCGCUUCUCUUGCGCAAUGGGCCGGUGAGAAGAUUAUCUGUGUGAGCGAUAAGAGUGACCCACGGGAUUUCCCUCCAGGUAUACUAAGUCCGAAGGAGGCCGAGGAGGUCAAGGAGCUGAACAAGGUGUACGAUUUGAACUCAUUUUCAAUUCGGAACACUUACAAAAAGAUCGGUGGACCCUCCCUGUCGCAGAGACUGCAGAAAUGGUUCCUCAAUCAUGAAGCAAGUCACCACAUGGGCUCCGCCGACCGAGCGGAGAUUAUGAUGGGUCUCAAGCCUGAGAUUCUGGAAUUUUAUCCGGGUGACCGGCGGUGGAUCCUACGGAAUCUGACUACCCGGGAAUACGUGCGAGGAGAAGUGAUUGCGCUGAAAGAGGAAUUCAUCCACGGUCCUCAGAUUGAAGUCUUUGGCUUUGCCGAAGUACUAAUCUCCCGAAUAUCCUGGUCCCCGCAACCUGAGAAGAUCGGUGGAGGAAAUAAUAUCACGCGUGGCAAAUGGGCGGGUCAUCGAUUUGAUAUUACUCCGCUGGCUUGGCUGAAGGAGAGGUAUGGCAAGGAGACUUGGAAGGAUGUGAGUAAUGAGAUACUGCGAGAGAUUGAUUUGAUUCUAGCGGGUCAGAUGGGUGAUGACUGGCGCGAUCAGAUGGCACGGAAUUAUCGAAAACAUGCGAAGCAGGCUCUUGUUGAGUAUUCUUGAUUUUCAUAGCAGGG
This is a messenger RNA of Penicillium brasilianum, 1250 nucleotides long. The record is from the annotation of a GenBank genome assembly. Lineage: Eukaryota; Fungi; Ascomycota; Eurotiomycetes; Eurotiales; Aspergillaceae.